AUGUCGCGACAGGGCACCCGAGCCCGCACCGGCCUGAAGUUGCCCUUUGCGCUUGAAAAAGAGCUUGGGCUCGAAGGCACAUUGCAACCACGCACUGGAGGAGGGCGACGCUGGCAUGGUUUGGUGCAAAGUAGAAAAGAGCAGCGGAAAGCGCAAAGGCAGGAGAAGAGACAGAAUAUAAAGGGGCCAGUGGUCCGGAGGGGACCGCCCAUCACAAGGCAGGGGCUCUCAGAUGGAGGAGACUCCGACGAAGACGGUGACGAACCUUUCUUCGCCCCUGCCGUGUCGAAAAGAGGCAGUGUGAAACAAAAGACCAAGAAAGAAGAGCCCAAGAAACCGAAAUCGAUUCUUAAAAGGCAUAGAGACACGUCUCCGUCACUAUCUGAGAGCUCCCUUCCAUCGCGAGCCCGGUCUUCAUCUCCUGGUCUCGUCCUCGACGCCAACUCUCAAGCCUUCAAAGAGCGAGCUGCACAGGAUGACGCCGAGAUUGCGGUGCUCGAGAGGAAGCUGGGGUUGAAGAAGAAGAAAACAUCCAAGUCUUUCGCAGAUGAUGGGUUGGACGACUUGCUGGAGCUGCUGGACGGGGAGGAUCGAGGUGUCAAGAGGAAGGGCGAGGGUGAGGCGUGGUUGGACAGGAAGAGAAGAAAGGCGGAUACUGAGGACGAUGAAAGCGCUGAGGAGGACUUUGGGAGUGACGAUGAUGGUGACGACGACAAGCUCGAUGGAGAACUGGGUGAAAGCGACGAUUCGUUGGAUGAGCAACUGGAGGGGGGCUUCGAAGAGGAGCAGUCUGAUGAGGAUCUGAGUCAAGGAAGUGAGGACUCCUUCGAGGGCUUCGACUCAGACAAAGACAUCCCCGACGUCCAGCCACCAAAGGUCCGCGAAAAUCCUUACGUUCCUCCAGUCGCCCAAGCACCCACAGGAAAAUAUAUUCCGCCGUCACUGAGGAAAGUGCAAAAUUCCGAAGGCCCUUCGCUGGAAAGACUGAAAAAGCAACUUCAAGGCCACCUCAACAAGCUAUCCGAAGCCAACCUCGUAUCAAUCCUAGGGGAGAUCGAGAAACUUUACCAGUCCAAUCCUAGACAGGACAUUACCUCCGUCCUGAUUGAUCUCCUCCUAACCUUGUUCUGCAACAGGUCAACCCUCCAGAACACCUUUGUCAUCCUCCACGCCGCAUACGCAACGGCAGUGUACAAAGUCAUUGGCGUAGAUUUUGGCGCAGAACUGAUCUCGCAGUUGGUCGAGCGACUUGACCAUUACCGCAGUGAUAGCUCUACUGGCAAAGAGGCACUCAACCUGAUCAGUCUUCUCUGCCAUCUCUUCACGUUCCACCUGAUCAGCAGUACCAUAAUCUUCGACUAUGUCCGAUUAUUGCUCGAGCGGCUGAGCGAGAACAAUACGGAGUUGCUGCUCCGGGUCGUCCGGGACUGCGGACACCAGUUGAGGCAGGAUGACCCAUCCUCACUCAAAGACAUUGUCCAAAUUAUGCAAAAAGAAGCGGCACGGAUGAAUUCGGCGGGAGAACAAAUGAGCGUGAGGACGAAAUUCAUGAUCGAGACAAUCACGGAUCUGAAGAACAACAAGAUGAAAACGGGGGCGAAUAAUGCAGGCUUAGCUAGUGAGCACAUCACACUGAUGCGGAAGGUCCUUGGUUCGUUGAACAACACUCGCACUGUCAGGGCCUCCGAACCACUGCGGAUCACGAGAGAUGAUAUUAAGAACAGCGACAAGAAGGGGAAAUGGUGGCUAGUUGGCGCCAGCUGGAAAGGUCACGAACCAGCAGCCGCAGCACCAGCGGAAGGACAUAUCAACACCUCAAUGGCGAUGACCAGCAUUGGACUUGAUGAUGAUGAUGAUGAGUCGGUCGAUCUACUCGCCCUUUCACGUCACUACGGCAUGAAUACGGACAUCCGCCGCUCCAUCUUUAUCGCCCUUCUCUCAGCGGUGGACUACCAAGACGCGCAUCUACGUCUCCUCAAAUUGCGUCUCAAGCACAAUCAAGAGCUGGAAAUCCCCAAAGUACUGCUUCGCUGCAGCGCUGGAGAAAAACCCUACAAUCACUACUACACACUCGUGGCGCGCAAACUGUGUCUGGAAAAGAAGAUGCGCAAGGCCUUUCAGUUUGCGCUGUGGGAUUUCUUUAGGAGAAUGGGCGAGAAUCCGAAAGGGGACGACGACGAGGAAGAGGAUGCCGGCGAAGGAGACCAGGAAGUGGAAAUGACCGAGAUUGCCAACCUCGCGAGGCUCUAUGCUUAUCUAAUCCUGGAUGGAGCAGAGACCCUCGGUGUCCUCAAAGUCCUGGAACUGGCCUACAUCAAAGAACGGACGGCCAUGUUUGUGGAGCUCCUGCUCAUAAUCAUCAUGACCGAGGCGAAGGACAAACCGGCUGCGUUAGCCAAAGUGUUUGAUCGCGCGGCAGAGACGCCACAGAUCAUCAAGAGGCUGCAGUUCUUCAUCCAGAAGAACGUGCGGGCUUCGGAUCUGGUGGGCAAGAAGGACAGGGACGUGGUCAAACGAGGAUGUCAAACUGCGCUGGAGACAUUGAGGAAACUCGAGAUGAUCAACGAGGAGACGGAUACAUAA
Messenger RNA from Fonsecaea erecta, 2583 nucleotides. RefSeq lists its product as hypothetical. Gene Ontology annotation, cellular component: nucleolus. The record is from RefSeq and is a predicted model, not a curated record. The transcript has a single exon. Lineage: Eukaryota; Fungi; Ascomycota; Eurotiomycetes; Chaetothyriales; Herpotrichiellaceae. Bases 1 to 2583 code for a protein of 860 amino acids. Gene Ontology annotation, molecular function: RNA binding; protein binding. Gene Ontology annotation, biological process: ribosomal small subunit biogenesis.